This is a messenger RNA of Phalaenopsis equestris, 558 nucleotides long. Its product is annotated as protein CUP-SHAPED COTYLEDON 2-like. Gene Ontology annotation, molecular function: DNA binding. The record is from RefSeq and is a predicted model, not a curated record. Gene Ontology annotation, biological process: regulation of DNA-templated transcription. Lineage: Eukaryota; Viridiplantae; Streptophyta; Magnoliopsida; Asparagales; Orchidaceae.
UUCAUUUUUCUCUAUGCAUCAUAGCUUCCGGCAAGGAGCCUUUUUUUCCAUUCACCACCUAGAACAAAUACUUGUAGUCUGUUUUCGCUGAUGGAGAACUUCACUCAGCAUUUCGACCACAAUGAAUCUCAGCUUCCACCUGGCUUUCGUUUCCACCCAACAGAUGAGGAGCUCAUCACGCAUUACCUCCUUAAGAAAGUGCUCGACAGUAGCUUUACUUGCAGAGCAAUCGCAGAGAUCGACCUCAACAAGUGUGAGCCAUGGGAACUCCCAGUGAAGGCCAAAAUGGGCGAGACGGAGUGGUAUUUUUUCAGCUUAAGGGACAGGAAGUACCCAACUGGGCUUAGAACAAAUCGAGCUACAGAGGCUGGAUACUGGAAAGCUACAGGAAAAGACCGGGAGAUUUACAGCACAAGAACCGGAUUCCUUAUAGGGAUGAAGAAGACUCUUGUUUUCUACAGGGGAAGAGCGCCCAAGGGUGAGAAGAGUAAUUGGGUUAUGCAUGAAUAUAGAUUGGAGGGAAAGUUUGCCUAUCACUUCCUUUCUAGUUCCUCCAAG